Molecule: messenger RNA, 4221 nt
Organism: Triplophysa rosa
Lineage: Eukaryota; Metazoa; Chordata; Actinopteri; Cypriniformes; Nemacheilidae
Gene: smad4b
Product: SMAD family member 4b
Exons: 11
Coding region: 304-1821 (505 amino acids)
Biological process (GO): cell differentiation; BMP signaling pathway; regulation of transcription by RNA polymerase II
Cellular component (GO): heteromeric SMAD protein complex
Molecular function (GO): RNA polymerase II cis-regulatory region sequence-specific DNA binding; DNA-binding transcription factor activity, RNA polymerase II-specific; I-SMAD binding
Source: RefSeq, a predicted model, not a curated record
GGACACAAUUAUAAAAAAAUGCGUAAGAAUGUUCAGAAUUUAUUUUUGUUAGCAUGUAAAUCAGCCUUCUAGCUCACGAGCAGCCUGUGUGGGCGGGGCCUAAUCGUGCAUCCAGACUGGCGUCUCUCUGGCGACGAGUUCGUCACUACGUUUACGCAAAGAAGGGGCCCGUUGCCUUUGCGCCAUGAAUCGCUGGUGUGGUGCACGUCUGGUUAUACAGGAGUAAAGACGGAAGCUGAGAAGGAGGUUUUAAAGGACACUGAUUUGUUUCUUCUCACCUGUGGUUGACUGUGUUCCAGCAGAAUGUCUGCCUCCAGCACACCUACCAGUAAUGAUGCGUGUCUGAGCAUCGUUCACAGCCUCAUGUGUCACCGGCAGGGAGUAGAGAGCGAGUCCUUUGCCAAGAGAGCCAUCGAGAGUUUAGUGAAGAAGCUGAAAGAGAAGAAAGACGAGUUAGACUCUCUGAUCUCUGCCAUCACUACAAAUGGAGCUCACCCUAGUAAAUGUGUGACCAUACAGCGCACGCUGGACGGUAGACUGCAGGUUGCUGGUCGUAAAGGAUUUCCUCACGUCAUAUACGCACGACUGUGGCGAUGGCCGGACCUGCACAAGAAUGAACUCAAGCACGUGAAAUACUGUCAGUUUGCCUUCGACCUGAAGUGUGACAACGUGUGUGUGAACCCGUACCACUACGAGAGGGUCGUGUCUCCCAGCAUCGAUCUGUCCGUGCUUUCUCUGGGAGGACCGGGGCCGAGUGGAGAGCUCAUAGUAAAGGACGAAUUUGAGGGUCAGUCCUCACAUUCUGCUGCUGGCGGAGGACACGGCAUUCAAACCAUCCAGCAUGCUGCCGCCCCCAAUGCCCUGACUGACGCUUUCAACAGCCCCGUCCUCCUGCCUCCGCCUGACUCGGCAAGCUCCGCCUCCACCUUGGCUUUCACCAGUAUGGCUGCCGGUCCACCUAAUGCUCCAAGCUCAUGGCCCAGAGGGAGCAGUUUCCCUCCCAGCAUCCCGCAUCAGAACGGCCACCUACAACAUCACCCACCUCUGCCUCACACGGGCCAGUACUGGUCGGUUCAUAAUGAGCUGGCGUUCCAACCACCCGUAUCCAGCCACCCAGCUCCGGAUUACUGGUGCUCUAUUGCGUAUUUCGAGAUGGACAUUCAGGUGGGCGAGAUGUUUAAAGUGCCCUCCAACUGUCCCGUCGUGACGGUGGACGGUUACGUGGACCCAUCGGGUGGAGAUCGCUUCUGUCUCGGCCAGCUGAGCAACGUUCACCGCACGGAAGCCAUCGAGAGAGCCAGGCUUCAUAUCGGUAAAGGGGUUGAGCUGGAGUGUAAGGGCGAGGGGGACGUGUGGGUUCGCUGUCUCAGUGGUCAUGCUGUGUUUGUUCAGAGUUAUUAUUUGGACCGUGAGGCCGGACGAGCUCCGGGUGAUGCUGUACAUAAAAUUUACCCCAGUGCCUACAUAAAGGUGUUUGAUUUGCGUCAGUGUCAUCGGCAGAUGCAGCAGCAGGCAAGUACGGCUCAGGCUGCGGUGGCUGCGCAGGCGGCUGCGGUGGCAGGGAAUAUUCUGGGUCCAGGAUCAGUGGGGGGCAUCGCUCCUGCUAUCAGUCUGUCUGCUGCGGCGGGCAUUGGUGUGGACGACCUGCGGCGUCUCUGCAUCCUACGCAUGAGUUUCGUGAAGGGCUGGGGUCCGGAUUACCCCCGCCAGGGCAUCAAAGAGACGCCGUGUUGGAUCGAGAUUCAUCUGCAUCGGGCUCUCCAGCUCCUGGAUGAGGUUCUGCACACCAUGCCCAUAGCUGACCCACAACCUCUGGACUGAUGCUAAAACCUUUAUAACUUUCCCCAGUUAUGACCUCUGACCCUACCCAUGACAGAUUUGUCACGCCUCUUUAUAUGCAUCACACUGUUGAAAACCAGCAAUACAACAACACUCUAAUCCCGUUACAUCAGACAGGACUGUUUCUCAAACCACUGCGAAAUGACACUUUAAACACUUAAGACUUUUGUGUUUGAUGUUCAAACAAUCUUGGAAGACUUUUAUAUUGCAUUUCAUCAAGAUUUGUCUUAACAUACAGUGGUGUCACUCCUCUUAAUCAGCUUUCAAUCAUGAAACAUAAGGUCAGUGAAUUUCAGCAUACUGUAAAUAAUUUGUGCGAUGGAUUAUGGAAGUAAAGGGACAAUUUAUGUACAACAGGCGUCACCAUCAGUUUACACAGAAAUUCUUUGCAUUGUGUACAUGGUCAGAAUGUUGUUCUUUGUGUUUUUACUCUUUUACUUUAUUUUUGUAAAGCUAAUGUUCACUUGUUUGUAUCAAAAUGUAUUGUAUGCUUGUACUUUAUGACUGCAUAAGGGCUUUGUCUCAAUAUUAUCAAUCUAUUCUUUGUUUCUUGUGCUGAUUCUCUCAGAGAUCAGACAGAUGGACCUUCAUACAUUAUUAAUGGUGAGCACUGUUAGCACAAAAGGAAAUAUGAAUUCUUAAGAUGCUCCCGAAGGUAUAACGUCUUUGAUGUAGAAUCCCAGCACAGUUGGGAUAGAUCAACCAUCUGUUUUACUGAAUAAACGCCCGUUCACAUUCAAAAACAACAAUUAUUCUAGCAUCCAUCCCAAUGACAAUAACAUGAUGUUUAUUUUUAGCCCUCUAAAUUCAAAUGGAUUUUGAUUGGCUGUCAAUGUUUUAUCGUUCAUGAGCUGGAAAGGGUUCGCUCUGAAAGUGAUCUCAACCAUAUCGUUCUUCUGCAUCUUUGUUAUAGUUGUGGGGUGAACUCUGCUAUUCAUUUCAAUGUAGAAUGAUUUUUUAAAGGGGUCAUAUGACACGGCUAUAAAGAAUAUUAUGGUUUGUUUUAGAUGUAAUGCAAUUUAAUGUUCAAAAACGUUGUAUUUUCCACACACCGUGCAUGUUUGUAUCUCCUCUUUGCACCGCCUCUCUGAAACACGCAGAUUUUGAACAAAGCUCAUGGCUCUGAAAAGCGAGGUGUGCUGUGAUUGGCCAGUUAACCAAUGUGUAGUGAUUGGUGGAAUACUGUAAGCGUGUGAGGGAAAUGUGACGCCUCUGACCAUAUUUGGAACAUAAGGUUCCUCUUCAAUUGUACUGACAGGUACACCACCUUACUUGCGUAUACAUUUGGGCGGUCUUAGUCAAAUCAGACCACCAACUGAUGUAGAUUUGUGGGGGUGUGGCUACACGAGGUGUUUCAGGCAGGUCUGGGUGAGCGUUCGCUUUUACAUAGAACGCAUCUUCUGUUCCCACACUUUCAUUUGUGCAAUUUUGCACGUCUAAUACAUGCAUGAGCAACUUAUAACACACCAAAGACAUAAAAAAAACACGUGUUUGCGCCAUAUGACCCCUUUAAAACCCAAUACUUGAUAUCACGAACGGGUCUCAACUGGUUGUUUGACUAACCCUACAUGUUUUUCUGUAAAUGUUCUCUUUGUGUGACUCUUAUUUUGCAUUUCUUUUACAUUAGUGAUGUUUGUUCAUGUUGUCAUGGAGAUGGAGCGAACUGUAAUAUCCGAUCAUACUGUAUAGAAAAGCAGUAUUAAAUCUAAACGUAUGGAAUGGCAUACUGUACUUUUUGCAGCGUGUAUAGCGAUUUACUGUAUGCAUGGAAUACCCAAAGUGUGUACAGCGUGAAUCAGAACACGUGGAGACGGUCACUGUUCCACAAUGCAAUGCUCCCAGUUGACAUUUCAUUUCCAAUGUUUUGAAUUAUCCUUAAUAUCAAUUUGCUCAGCCUGCUGAAAUGUUUUCACAAACCUGUUUCUAAUUUCCGAGUUUGCUAAAUGCAACAUAAUGAGGUCAUUUAACAACAGUGUGCUAUAGUACCGUUUCAAAUGUUUGUUAUGGCACACACAGACUGUUUACAGUUUAUAUUGGCUGUGUGUGAAACAGAGCGUGGGCUAUUGUACGUGUGCGUGAGUGACAGACGUGUUCAACCUGUUGUUCUGGUGUGACCGAUGCUUAUUUUCCAGACCGUCGUUUCUUCAUGUAUCUGUUAAAACUCUUUAGAUGCAUGUCAUCAUGUAAUAAAGUCUGACAUCACCACAUGACUGUCGCACCAUCCCAGUACUGACAAUACAUGAGAAUCAUUUACGAAACAAAACAGUGUAACUCGAUUAACUGUUGUAUCAGUGUUUGUGUAAUGGCCAGAUUUUUAAACUCUGCUGUUAUUUUCCACUAAAAUAAUGGAGGCGUAAACUUGUUUCAAGUAAUGAUUGGAGA